AUGUGCUCAGUGAAAUCGGUUGUAGUUAUAUCAACAAAGGAAGACUAUACAGUUAAACUAUCCAACCACAAAACCCGUCACCCGUACGGCCACCAGUGCAACGUGUCAGCAUCACCUGCAAGGGGCGGGAUACUUAUUGCUAGGGCAAUCCUCGAGUUGAAGGAGGACAUUAAGAAUACCCCCCGGCCUGUGCUAGCUCGGCGGCAGCCCGAGUCGUUGGACCUCCUGUGCCCAGAGGACGCCAGUAAGGUCGACGGCAAGGUAGCUCAGAUCGAGUGUCUUCACGCGGUGUUGCUGGAGCAGAGGCGCCUGGUCGAGGUCGAACGACACUAUUUUGCGAUUUUUGCCGGCUUAGCGACGGCAACACUGGCCGCCGUAGCUGCCCUGAUUUUCCUGAACAGGAAAUUGAAGCAAGCCUCUCUUGAGACCCGUCUUGUCACAUUACAGGACGAGAAGAAGCCCGAAAUAGCCGAAGCCCAGGAGGACGAGGAGUCCGAAGAGGCCGAAGCCCUGGAGGAUGAGGAGUCCGAAGUAUCCGAAUCCCAGGAGGAUGAGGAGUCCGAAGUAUCCGAAUCCCAGGAGGAUGAGGAGUCCGAAGUAUCCGAAUCCCAGGAGGAUGAGGAGUCCGAAGAGGCCGAAGCCCUGGAGGAUGAGGAGUCCGAACCGAAGGAGGAUGAGGAGUCCGAAGUAUCCGAAUCCCAGGAGGAUGAGGAGUCCGAAGAGGCCGAAGGAAAGGAGGAUGAGGAGUCCGAAGCCCCGAACCGGGAGGAUGAGGAGUCCGAAGGAAUCCCAGGAGGCCCGAAGGAGCCGAAGCCGAAUCCCAGAGGAUGA
Messenger RNA from Penaeus vannamei (Pacific white shrimp), 831 nucleotides. NCBI's taxonomy places the organism in Eukaryota, Metazoa, Arthropoda, Malacostraca, Decapoda, Penaeidae. The record is from RefSeq and is a predicted model, not a curated record.